Molecule: messenger RNA, 1562 nt
Organism: Mytilinidion resinicola
Lineage: Eukaryota; Fungi; Ascomycota; Dothideomycetes; Mytilinidiales; Mytilinidiaceae
Exons: 3
Coding region: 1-1155 (384 amino acids)
Source: RefSeq, a predicted model, not a curated record
AUGGCAGCUGACGCCGAAAUGAAAUUCGCCUUCGCCGCACUCAUCCUCGCCGACGCGGGGCUAGAGAUCACAGCGGAGAAGCUACUUACACUCGUGCGCGCGGCUGGCAUGGUGGGACAAGAUCCGACAUGGGCGAUGCUAUUUGCGAGGGCGCUGGAUGGAAAGACAGGACGGGAUGCGAAACAAGGUUUACUGAAAUCAAAGAAUAAGGCUACCAGAACAUGGAGCAUCUCGCCUUAUCACCGACACCCGGAAAUCCUGCCUGACUUUAGAGCGCCGAAUACAUUCUUUCGGCGUUGGUCAUCAUCGAAGCGAGUGCAAGGUCCAGCAUUAUCAGAGAGGUUCCAAAAAGUUCGCCGGUCCACCAAUAUGUGGACUAUCCAUGACGAAUACGCCCGAAUCAACAUCCUCACUUUCCGCUGCGCCGCCGUCAAGCUGAACCGGCUACCACCAGAGAUCCGACUUCAGAUCUUUCGCGAGGUUUUUCCACGUCCCAGCAGCAUGAUCAAAUAUACUGAAACCUCUGGCUCAACUGUGGUCACGGUACUCCACGGAAGCCGAGAAUCGAGAGUUUUUCAGCGGCUGCGGAACCGCAUGAGCUUCGACCCCGACGAACCAGUUUACGUCACAGCUAACCUCCAAUCCCGGUCUCUGAACAAGUACAAGUACUGGCUAGACCCGCAAGCCGUCGGCCGUCUGGCGUUCGAAGCUGCGGAGGUCAUCGCACACGCGGUGUUCAUCUUGCCCACCGAUACCGACGCGUUGGCGUGGCUGGGGAAUGAAGCGAGCUCUAUGAACGUGAAGCACUUGGUACUGGGCCAUGGUGAGCCAGAAUCCCUGGUCGACUUGCAAGGGGUUCUUGGCCGUGGGCUUGCCCGUCUGAGAAACCUGGAGCGGGUGGACUUGCUCUUGAAUAAGAGUAACUGGAUGCGUUACCCGCCAGAUGUCUUCGGCUAUGGUGUUCUGCGGGAGAUGUUUGAACUGGUCAAGGACCUUGUGAGCAGAGGGUUGGAGGUCAACUAUGUCCCGUUCGUAGACAACGAGAGCUGUGAGUUAAAGCGGGAGUACCGCUCACGAGCAGAGGAUUAUGUAUGCCAUGAAAGGGAUGCAUGUAGCACCCAGGAGAGUUUGUGGUGGUAUGGCCAAUACGUCUAGCGGCUGCCUCAGGCGUAGACAAGCCGACACUGGAGUGCCGUUUCAAACCGCAAGGAUCUGGAAAACUGGGGCGUGGGAUGGACAUCAAAGCAGCGAGGGAGUGGUGGACCAGAGAGAGGAUGAAGAGGAGAGGAAAGAGGGAGGUUGAGUGGAGAUGCAUUGGAUCACUCGACGGUGUUGGGGCGCGGUGAUGAUUCGAUGAUGGGAUUCCGAUUCAUCGCGAAAGAGGAGUGGAGGUAUGUUUUACUCAAAAGCGAGAUCUGAAGACCAGAAAUGGAGAAGAUGAAAAUGUAUUUAUUGGACUUGAAAGGUAAGUAAGGCAAUGAAUGGAAAACUUGAUCGUGUAGAAUAUCUCCACCCCCAGUAUGUCCUUCAACUCACCCGCUGCAACGCUCGUUUGAAUAGAC